AUGUACCCAAUUUUUUCGGCCAUUCACGUGUUAACGUCACGAGAUUUGUGCCGCCCUCGUUUGGCUUGUUUACGUUUCAAAACGUCAAAAUUUCGAGCUUCAGCUCCCCUCAGUUUGACCUUAACAGACACAACGGCUUUGCCCCCUUGCCAAGAGGCGCGACCGCACAGUUGCGCUUGCAAAAACGCCAGAAACAUGCCUAUUCAAGCCAAAAUCGGUCCGUCUAUACUAAAUGCCGACUUGGCCAAUUUGGCAGCGGAGUCCCAGAAAUUGCUGGACAAUGGUGCGGAUUACUUACAUCUGGACGUUAUGGACGGCACUUUUGUGCCAAAUCUCACGUUCGGCCAUCCCAUGGUGAAGUGUUUGCGUAAUAAUAUCAAGAAGGCGUUUUUUGAGACGCACAUGAUGGUUCAGAAUCCAGAGCAAUGGAUAGCUCCAAUGGCAGAUGCAGGCGUUAACCUCUAUACGUUUCACGUGGAACCUGUUGAGGAUGUGUGCAAGGUUACUCGACUGAUACAGGAGGCCGGCAUGAAGGUGGGCCUGGCCAUUAAGCCGGGCACCAAGGUGCAGGAAAUUGAGAAGUAUAUUGACAUAGCGGAUCUUGUGCUGGUUAUGACAGUGGAGCCAGGCUUUGGUGGCCAAUCCUUUAUGGCCGACAUGAUGCCCAAAGUGGAAUGGCUGCGCACCAACUAUCCCAAUCUGGAUAUCGAAGUGGAUGGCGGUGUCGGGCCCAAAACCAUCGAUUGUUGUGCCAAGGCUGGCGCCAAUUGGAUUGUAUCCGGCACAGCCGUAGUCGGUGCCGCCGAUCAGCGCCAGGUCAUUGGCGACAUGCGCGAUGUGGUGAAGCGUUACCUGAAAUAAGCUUAAAUGCAUAUUCAAUAGAAUUUAUUACUUAAGUCCAAAGUGUUUGCUGACCAAAAUUUCCCGUUCAAACCCCAUUUUUUAUACAAUUUAUAUAAAGAAUAAUGUAAAGACAA
This is a messenger RNA of Drosophila montana, 977 nucleotides long. It is a transcript of the gene Rpe, whose product is annotated as Ribulose-5-phosphate-3-epimerase. The transcript is spliced from 3 exons. Gene Ontology annotation, molecular function: D-ribulose-phosphate 3-epimerase activity; metal ion binding. The record is from RefSeq and is a predicted model, not a curated record. Lineage: Eukaryota; Metazoa; Arthropoda; Insecta; Diptera; Drosophilidae. The coding region runs from base 1 to 861 and encodes 286 amino acids. Gene Ontology annotation, biological process: carbohydrate metabolic process; pentose-phosphate shunt, non-oxidative branch; pentose-phosphate shunt. Gene Ontology annotation, cellular component: cytosol.